CCCAGCGCAGGGCGGGUCGGGGCUUCCGCGCGGGGCUUUCUCCAGCGCGGCGGCUGGCGCUGGUGUCCUGGGAAUCCCUUGGCCGCUCCGUCCGGCAUCCCGGUGGUCCCGUGGGCUGCUGCGGGUGGGCAGGGGCCGGCGGCGGCCGCGCGAGCCGGAGUUUCCCGGUUAUCCGCAGGAGUCGGCGUCGGGCUUUGGGCUCCGUUGUCGCCGGCACCGGCGGGGAGCAUCCUUCUCCGGGGAGCCCGCCCCGAGCCCAGGAAAAACAAAAUGAAGGAACUAGUGUCAAACAGUACAACCAGUAUUUCUCAAGCCAGAAAAGCUGUGGAGCAAUUAAAAAUGGAAGCAUACAUGGAUAGAAUAAAGGUAUCCAAGGCUGCAGCAGAUUUAUUGGCAUAUUGUGAUGCACACAUUGGAGAAGAUCCCCUUAUUAUUCCUGUACCUGCAUCUGAAAAUCCCUUUAGGGAGAAGAAACUCUUUUGUACUAUCCUUUGAAUCAGUUUUCAAUUAAAAAUGUUACCUGCUAAAACUUGGUAUCAGUGUUGCAUGCUUUUAACAUUUUUUUCUUCAGAUGUCAACACUUAACCCAUACCUACAAUAUUUUUGGAAGGUAGUGCAAUUUUGGCUAUAAAACCCCCCUAAAAUUAAAAAAAAAAAUUUAAAAAAAAGAAAAAUUCAAGGUAAUGCUUAUCUUUCAGAGCAAUGUACAAGUUUAAUUUCAGUACUUCAUAAAUAUUUUUGGUCUUAGUAAAAAUACCAAGUACAGUAUCAAAUUGUAGAUAUCUUUGCCAGUAAUAGAUUUUUCUGGGAUCCAAAUGAGUCAUAUCAAUUCUUGAAGCUAUUUUUAACGUUCUUAUUUUCCUUGGAAGGUGAAUUCAAUUCAAUUGCCUUUACAAAAUUUCUAUCUAAAGAGAGUAGCGUGACCUUUUCCUCAAGUAGCACUAUUUAGGAAAAAGUCCCAGUGAUUUACAUUGUUUAGAGUGAUUGGUCUUAUACAGUAAGUGGUGUCUAUAAAUAUGUUUUCUGAAGACUGUAAGAAACUUGACUACAAAAA
Molecule: messenger RNA, 1054 nt
Organism: Pyrgilauda ruficollis (rufous-necked snowfinch)
Lineage: Eukaryota; Metazoa; Chordata; Aves; Passeriformes; Passeridae
Gene: GNG4
Product: G protein subunit gamma 4
Exons: 3
Coding region: 271-495 (74 amino acids)
Biological process (GO): G protein-coupled receptor signaling pathway
Cellular component (GO): heterotrimeric G-protein complex
Molecular function (GO): G-protein beta-subunit binding
Source: RefSeq, a predicted model, not a curated record